AUGGACUACCUUACAUUCCCAUCUUCAGAGACCCCAUUUCUAGAGAGUUAUCUCCCAAAGGACAAAGCCAACAAUGACCUGCCUUUCACAACCCUCACAUUCGCAACCUCCCUGGACUCCUCUCUAGCACUCUCCCCAGGAACCCGCACCAUUCUAUCAGGACCUCAGUCAAAGGCAAUGACGCACUAUCUGCGCUCUCGCCAUGACGCAAUUCUCAUCGGCGUCGGGACAGCUGUUGCAGAUAACCCCGGGCUGAAUUGCCGGAUUCAAGGCGUGGGAGGCUACGGAGGGGAAGGUUUACAGGGCCAGCCGCGGCCUAUUGUGCUUGACCCGUCGGCGAGGUGGGAGAUCAACGAUGGAUCCAAGAUCCUCCAGCUUGCGAAGGAAGGUCGCGGAAAAGUCCCGUGGAUCAUCACGGCUUCUGGGGUGUCUAUCUCCGAGGACAAAAAGAGUCUUUUGGAAAGCCACGGCGGGAAGUUCAUUUCUCUCGAUAUCAUCGAGGGUAAAGGAUUUGAUUGGGCUGAGCUGCUACGAUGCCUGAAGAGUGAGGGUCUCGAAAGUGUCAUGAUCGAAGGGGGCGGGUCGGUUAUCAACUCCCUACUUGAGCCGCAAUUUCAGUAUCUCGUUGAUUCGGUCAUCGUUACGAUUGCUCCUACAUGGCUCGGCCAAGGAGGUGUGGUCGUUUCUCCGAAACGGAGAUUUGAUGGGAGUGGCAAUGCGAUGGCGGCGUCUCGCCUGAAGGAUGUGAAGUGGCAUCCGUUUGGGGAGGAUGUCGUCCUUUGCGGAAGAAUUGGGCAAUGA
Molecule: messenger RNA, 801 nt
Organism: Aspergillus mulundensis
Lineage: Eukaryota; Fungi; Ascomycota; Eurotiomycetes; Eurotiales; Aspergillaceae
Product: RibD family protein
Exons: 1
Coding region: 1-801 (266 amino acids)
Biological process (GO): riboflavin biosynthetic process
Molecular function (GO): 5-amino-6-(5-phosphoribosylamino)uracil reductase activity
Source: RefSeq, a predicted model, not a curated record